Messenger RNA from Photinus pyralis (common eastern firefly), 2017 nucleotides. RefSeq lists its product as uncharacterized. NCBI's taxonomy places the organism in Eukaryota, Metazoa, Arthropoda, Insecta, Coleoptera, Lampyridae. The record is from RefSeq and is a predicted model, not a curated record. The transcript is spliced from 2 exons. Bases 1485 to 1865 code for a protein of 126 amino acids.
AGGCUUAUACAGCGUUGUUCAAUAACUCAUUAUUACUUCUAUUCGCGAUUCAGAUUCACUAGAGACGCUGGUGUAAUUUACAAAUUGUGUGUACAGGUGGUAGCGGUUUGUAAACAAUUUUGAUGGACCCAAUAGUUAACUAGUUUUACUCUUGGUCCAAGUAAAAACCUCUCGAAAAACCCAUUAAAUUUUGAGUACCAAGCUUGAAGAGCCCUUCCAUUCAAAAGUUAUGGUGUACACAGACAAACAGGUGCCGAAAAACAUGAUUGCAAGGAUCUGUUGGGUCCUAUACAAACUCGGUAAACACAUGGCAUAAAAUUGUCAUUUAUUUUAUUUAAAUAUAUACCCAUAUAACACAAACAUUCUAAGCGUAUUUUAAAUUUAAUAAAAUUGAAGAAAAUGUAUACAAUUAAAAACGUUUUUCUAAAAUGUUCUCAGGAGGGCUAAUUUUUAAUUCUAUUGCAAGAACAUUUUUACACCUUACUUGAAGGCGAGAAUGAAUCAAUGAAAAACACGUGUGAACUGGAGGCGUGGGAGCACUCACUCGCCGUUUAGAGAAAACAUUGACAACAUGUACAGGGUGUCGCAAUUUGACCGAUCUUAUGUACCAUCAAAGUAACGAGUCAAAGUCAAAUGUAACGAGGUCUUGCAAAAAGUAAUUAGGCAAUAUGUUUCUUGGUUAAAAUGAGUAAGUCGUUUCCAAUUACAUUCCCAUGACAAAGUUUUUCCUCUCGGGGAUAUCAGUUGGAACCGACGUUGGAACAUAUACUUACAAAUUGAAAUGCUUAUUGUUCGUAAACGGUUUAAGAGAGACAUAAUGCGAUCGCGGUGUUAUUUUAAUUGUCUACGAUUUAUGUUCUUUGAAUUUCUUUGAUCUCUUUAGAUUUUUCUUGUGUUUUCAAUCAAAUGCGCGGGAUCAUGAUUUCCGUAAGAAAACAGCCUAAGGCCGUAAGCGGAAAUUUGAAGUCUCUCUACAUUCAAUCGACCCCAAUUUGUAAUUGAGACUAUGGUAGUGUUUGUGACGUCAGCACAAACCACUCUUGUGGUUUCAAGUACACAAUUUGCACUAUCUGAAUAAAUAUGCCUGUUCACUUUCACCAAAUCAAGUGCCAAAAUGAGUCAAGAUUAAAUUAACAAAGAACAAUGACACCUUGUUAUCAUUUUGAACGAUUGCUUGCGUGAAUCAUGGCGCUUACUAAGUGUCAUGUAAAGCUACUAUUUACAUCAUUUGCAUCACUGAUAUCAUAAGUUUUUAUAAUGCAAUUAUUGAAGAUACUUCGACCAGGAAAGAGAGUAAGAGUUGCACAAUUUUAAACUAAUAACACACAACAAUGACACAAAAUUGCACAACAUUGUAAAAUGGUUGCAAAAGUUAUACUUGGGUUGGGUAUAAACAGACCAAAUAGAAGUGGAGGGGUUCAGUUCUGAACUUGUGAUCAAGCGAGAACAAACUGCAAAUAAAUAGUUUUUACUACUAGGCAUUGAUGAUCAUGCUUAGCACAAUAGCAAGUUACUUACUGGGAUCAUCGAUAAAUCAACAAACGAGUCAACAAAUUAGUUCAAAUGAUGCAAUUCGGGAAGAAAGUGUGAGAAUAGACGAUAACGAAUGGAUUGUAGUGGACACAAGUUCAAGCGGUACAAAGACGGAUUCGCCAAUUGUCAGAUCGAGGCAUAAUUCAUGGAACGAGAGCUCGAACGAGAGUGACUAUGAUUAUGACUCGGAUAUAUUACCCGAAUCUGAAAAUAAAUUAGACGACAUAGAGGAGCGAGUAGAAACGGCUCAAUGUCGCAAAGAGUGCAGAGUGCUUAAGCAUAAGAAGGGUCGUCAGGCUUCGCAUGGAAUGAAGCUGUGCAUCAGACGAUAAUUAACACUUCACCUCAGGGAGAGGAUUAAUGAUAAUGGAGGAUAAUUAUGCAAUUAUUUUGCAUUGUUUCGUUUUUGUUUAAAAUGGUAUUAAGUUGGCUGUGAUAACUAUAUUGUACAUUCCAUCGGUCAGUUAUAAAAGUUCCAAAAUGA